AGGUACGCGCAUGUGUGCGGUGUUUGCGUGCACGAACUCUUUACUUGUUCGACAAACAAUUAAUAAGUGCGCUCCAUUGUAUUUGUUUGUAGCGAGUUUCCAUCGGUCGCAUUUUGUCGCAAUUAAUAAUGAAUUUUGAUCGAUAUUUCCAUUCGAGUACCCGCCAGCACAAAUAAUACAUUUUUAUAUAGCGGCGACAUUUGUCCGCGAUAUCGACUCGCUGUUAUCAGAAACAAGAUUAGAGGUUUAAGGCACAGCCUGAAAGGUAUCGCCCGUUAUCACAGUACCCAGUGAAAUACGCGAAGGAUAGCAAUUGUAUGCUUUUUGUACACGCAUCUGGUAGAAAGAAUCGCAACAUCAGGAUGGCUCAAGACGCCGAAGUCGGAAUGAAGUGCAUCAGCUACAUGCUGUUCACAACCAACUUUAUGUUUGCCAUGAUCGGCUUCCUGCUGAUUUCCGUAGGCAGCACAAUCACAGCUAUCUUCACGGAUUUCGAGACGUUUAUACUGACACAAUUCAGCCCGGCCGCUCUUCUGAUCGCCAUCGGUGUGAUCAUCUUCAUCGUAUCGCUGUUCGGGUGUUUCGGCGCCAUCAAGAAGAGCACAUGCUUGAUCAACACUUAUGCAUUCUUGCUCAGCUUGAUCCUGAUCUUGGAGAUCUCGGCAGCCAUCGCCGCAUACUCGAUGAGAAGUAACGUUGCCGAAUAUGUCGGUGACAACAUGCAGACUACCAUCGCCUUCUAUAAGAAGCACAACUCCACCAAGGCCGAGUGGGAUUACUUGCAGUCUAGGUUGCAAUGCUGCGGAAUCAACGGCCCCGAGGAUUGGAAGGAAAUCUUAAACAUCGAACCACCAUCCAGCUGUUACAGAGGUGAUAUCAAAAUGGAAUUGAACAACUUGUACACCGGAGGAUGCUUGAACCGUCUGCAUUUCAUCAUGCACGACUGCGCCACCCUCAUCGGUACUGGUGCAAUCUGCGUCGCCGUCGUCCAACUUUUGGGCGUCAUCUUUGGUUUCAUGUUGGCCAAAUCUGUGCGCCGUUUGAAGACGGAGCAGGCUUUGGAGAGGGACAACCGUCAGAGGUUCUACGCUCAGAUGGCGAGGGGCACCAGCGACAAGCCAACCCCUGUCCUCUACACACCGACCGAAAGCAAUGCAUAGGCGGUACUGCACUUUAACUUAAACAGGAAAGGUAACACAUACUAACACUAUAAUUAAUCAUUUACGUUGUGCUUUAAAAAUUGUUAAAGAAGUAUGUUAACUAUAUUUUUGACUAGAAGAAA
This is a messenger RNA of Nicrophorus vespilloides, 1282 nucleotides long. RefSeq names its product leukocyte surface antigen CD53-like. The record is from RefSeq and is a predicted model, not a curated record. The transcript is spliced from 4 exons. NCBI's taxonomy places the organism in Eukaryota, Metazoa, Arthropoda, Insecta, Coleoptera, Silphidae. Gene Ontology annotation, cellular component: membrane. The coding region runs from base 318 to 1160 and encodes 280 amino acids.